GCUUUACGGCUGCCAUGCAUCACAUGUCCGCAAGCAUGGAAGCUAGGGAGUCGGAGAAGGGAUCUGUCGAGCAAGAGCCUGCGGAAGGGAGAGAACAGCAACCAGAGGCAGAAGAGGGGCAGGAGAAAUCCGAAGAGGCGGCUCGGGGCCGCAAGAAACGUGUUGUGCCGGGCAUUGUGUAUCUAGGCCACAUUCCGCCCCGCUUUCGGCCUCUGCACGUACGGAACCUUCUCAGUGCGUACGGCGAAGUCGGGCGUGUUUUUUUCCAGCCCGAAGAUGGUUUCGUGAGGCGCAAGAAGAAGAUAGCGGCAGCCUCCGCCAUGAGAGGAAAAAAGCGGUCCAAGUACAGCAAGGACUACACCGAGGGCUGGGUGGAGUUCCGGGACAAACGAGUAGCCAAGCGUGUGGCAGCCAGUCUCCACAGCACGCCCAUGAGCGCGCGCAGGCGCAGUCCCUUCCGUUAUGACUUAUGGAACCUCAAGUAUCUGCACCGUUUCACCUGGUCCCACCUGAGUGAGCAUCUUGCUUUUGAGCGCCAGGUGCGCAGGCAGCGCCUUAGGGCCGAGGUUGCCCAGGCCAAGCGUGAGACUGAUUUCUAUCUGCAAAGUGUGGAACGGGGACAGCGCUUCCUUGCAGCUGAUGGGGACUCUACCCGCCCAGAUGGCUCUUGGGCCUUUGCCCAGCGUCCUACAGAGCAGGAGCUGAGAGCCCGGAAGGCAGCUCGGCCAGGAGGACGUGAACGGUGUCGCCUAGCCAAUGCCCAGGACCAGGCCCGCACCAACCCAGGGCUGCUUGCUAGGAUCUUUGGAGCCCAGCCCUCAGAGAACAUGGAGGAACCCUCACUGGUCAGGAACUCUUGAGAGGCAGAGAGGUCCCUUCCACCUCCUAGCCUGCUUCCUGUCUACCUGAUAAUGACUAGCUAUGCAGAUAUUUUAUUGUGUUUCUCUGACCAGGAGUCCCAUGAAUGCCUAGGCAAAGAAGUUUUGUUGGUCUCCUCCCCACUCCAACUCGCUUGUCUGGUGCACCUAAUUCAUGCUAGCAUGAUUACAACUACUGCAAAUAACUGUUUUGUUUUGUUUGAUCGUUGGCUGCUUGCCUCUGGCCCAGUAGGGCACUCUAAAAGUCUUGCUUCCUAGCCCUUGAAAGAGCUUUUACUUAGAGCCAGAGGGAUAAUGGCUAGUCCCGGCAGCUGGUUACUGUCUACAGGCAAAUGGUGGCAGCAGCAUCCUUUUUACUUAGAAAAGAUUAACAGGAGGGGUGGGAUGGGGUUAGGAGCCCCUUCCAAACAUAUUUAUAGAAAAGUAAAAAAUAUUUUUAUAUGCUUUUGUAGUUUAUGGGGCAGGGGGAUUGUUGGAUAAGUUUCAACUUCUGACUUCUUGUUCCUCAUUCACUUACCUUCACUCUAUCUCCUGGCCUCAGACUCCUCCCUGCCCCCACUUCAACCUGGACCCUUUUCUAUCUGUCUGAUUAGUUUCUUAGCCCAUUUUAUCAAUCAGUUAUCUAAUUUAGCAUUUACUAAGUCACUAUAUGAGGACAUAGUGACAGUAAGUAAUAACACAUGGCCCUUGGUGUUAAGAGUCUUACAGACCACUAGAAAAAGACAGAUAUUUAGUAAAUAAGUAUACAGAAGUACCACAGGCAUCAUGGUAGAUACUUAUAAGGGGUGGAGUGGGGUCCAUGGAAGGCCAUGGUUGACUCUGGGAAGUUGAGCAGUGCUCUUAGUGAGGAACUGAUUCCUGAUCACAGUCAUCAGAGAUGGGUCAGUCUUCACCAGGUUUUCCAUAGCAUUCCUGUAAAGUGAAUAGAACUCUGAAAGAACUUGAUACACUCCUACACUUGCAAACAAAGCUCCAUGGAUGGAGUGUUGGGUUCAAACCACUUGUAAAGGUGGUAAAGCUUAGGAGGUAGUCAGGUACAAAUGUUGCCCCUCAGGUGCAUUUCUGUGUGUUGGGGCUUAAACAAGGGAGGGUUCACAUGCAAAGCAACCUGGAGCCUACAAAGAAUCUAUGUAAGCCACCAAGAGGAACCAGAAAUUGAGGUGUCACAGUAAGAAGUCUACACACCACCUCAUAUAGAUGAAAAACUCUGGUCAGUAUUCAGGCUGUUAAACUUACAAGAAGUGAUAGAGUGAUUACAAUAAUUGGGUUUUGCUUGUACUAUUUUUUAUUUCACUGUCAUAAAUACAAUUAUCCAUGUAUUCUUUGGGUAAAGUGAAUUCAUCCACAUUUUUGGCUUUGAAAUAACCUAGCCAGAUUAAGAUAUUAAUUGAUACAUACACUGUAUUUGGUAGAAUAAAAAUGACCAUCCAGUAAAAAACUAUGGUUGGCUUGGUAUAACAUUUCCCACAAUUCAUGUAUCUCUCACACCCAGCACACAAACACAUCUGUGAAAUGUUAAACCGUUAUCUUCUGGGAGCCAUGCUACUCAAGCUGUGUAGCAAAGCUCAGGCUGGCGGAAGACCCCCCACAAAGCAGGGGCCUUCGCAGCUGGCUCCCUCUAUUACCCACCUUGGUUUUGUUAUUCUCCAUUAUACUAUUGGCUUUGUUUUUGCUUGCAUUGUUUCCAAGGGCUAAGCUAACCUUUACUGAGCAGUGUGGAAAGGAUGAGAACAUAAGUUUCCCAGGAGCUUUUCAGGACAGUGCUCCUGAAGAAUGGAACAAUCAGGGGCCAAAUGGCGAACUUGGCAUAAAGUACCGAAACCUACUGUUAGUCAAACAUUGACCGCCCCAUUUCCACUGAGAAUGCCCCCCUUGUUUACAAUGCUAGUGAAACUAGUGAUGGAAAGUUUUCUAGAAAUAGAGUUAUGAGAGAAUGUUGAAUGGAAUAACCCUGUUGACACUUAAUCAUCUCAUGUUUUCUUCCCUCUACUACUUCUAUAGUUUGUUUUUCUUCUUUCCUAAUUACAGCCCUUUACUAGAAUUUGUGCCUCAUAUGUGAAAUUACCAAGUACCAUAAUUUUCCAGGAAGUAAAGAUACCUCAAAACAAGUGCUGGGCAUAGAAGCCACAGAGCAUAAAUCUGAAAAGAAGUGAAAAACUAACCUUUUCAAAGAAUAUUACGUCUCUCUCGCCAGCUUUACAUCUCCCUGUAUGGCCCCAUAAGAUGGCUGGUUAGCCAGAGAUGGGUAAGAUUCCUCAAGGGAGGAACAACUUAAGACAGGCACAGUCACAGGGGGGCCAUCAGGUGAGAAAAUGGGGGCUAACAGAGGUGAGGCUUAGAACCUCACCCCCCUAGUUUUGAGAGAAAUCUUCUACACCUGUGGAUGUUUUGUUGCCCUUGUUCAGCUUGGAUUAAGACCUGGUCUGUAGGCACAAACCUGAUCAUCUACACCUGCCUUCUUACAGUUCUAAAUCAUGCUGUCUAUAUCUUGCAUUUACCUACUAUAUUAACAUUUUAUUAGAUUCACAUAUAAAGUAUAAAAAUCAAAUGAAUAAUCAUACAUUAUAUUUGAUGUGAUUGUUUAUAGUUUAAGGUUUGUAGUUAAAACAGAAACAGUUUCUAUGAUAUGAAUGCCCUUGCAUUGUUCACCAUGUAAGAACUUUAGUCGCUGCAGUAGUGGAGUCAUAGACCUGUGUAGUAUAUGUCAGGGAGAUUUUAGUAUCCACACAGAAGAAAGAGAAACGUAGAUAAGAAGGGGAAAUUUAGUUUGCUGCCUACUGUGUCCUAUAAAGGGGUAUAAGGUGAAGAUAUGAAUUUAUGAUUUUUAGAUUGAUUAUAAAUUUAUUAAAGCCUCUAAGAAUAUUUUUGUGGGAAAGAAUCCUAGCUAACUGUGGCACUAGGUGACCUGUAUUUCGCCCUGAGCUGAUAGACGCCAUAGUCGCUGCUACAUACUGCAUGCUCCUGUGGUCACAUGCACUACUUAGAAACUGCGUUGCAUAGAAACGUAAAACACAAUAGAGUACAUGUUGAUAGGAAAAGUUUCGGUCAAAGAACAGAAAAACCAUCACCUGUCUAACGCUUGACCAACCAUGAAUAGAUUAGAAAGGAGAAGAAAGAAAACUCGCCUAUACUGCCUGUACUAAUUAAUCAUCAGAACAAUAAAAAAUAAUCAUAUCCUUGUGCAAAAUGGUAUAAAUAAAGCUGUCAUCGACACUUUGUCGAGAGAUCACCUC
Messenger RNA from Manis pentadactyla (Chinese pangolin), 4111 nucleotides. It is a transcript of the gene ABT1, whose product is annotated as activator of basal transcription 1. Gene Ontology annotation, cellular component: nucleolus. NCBI's taxonomy places the organism in Eukaryota, Metazoa, Chordata, Mammalia, Pholidota, Manidae. The record is from RefSeq and is a predicted model, not a curated record. Gene Ontology annotation, molecular function: RNA binding. Gene Ontology annotation, biological process: small-subunit processome assembly; endonucleolytic cleavage to generate mature 5'-end of SSU-rRNA from (SSU-rRNA, 5.8S rRNA, LSU-rRNA); endonucleolytic cleavage in ITS1 to separate SSU-rRNA from 5.8S rRNA and LSU-rRNA from tricistronic rRNA transcript (SSU-rRNA, 5.8S rRNA, LSU-rRNA).